Pelobates fuscus (common spadefoot toad) is the source of this 676-nucleotide messenger RNA. Its product is annotated as cocaine- and amphetamine-regulated transcript protein-like. The record is from RefSeq and is a predicted model, not a curated record. The transcript has 3 exons. The coding region runs from base 98 to 424 and encodes 108 amino acids. Gene Ontology annotation, molecular function: neuropeptide hormone activity. Gene Ontology annotation, biological process: G protein-coupled receptor signaling pathway; cellular response to starvation; positive regulation of MAPK cascade. Lineage: Eukaryota; Metazoa; Chordata; Amphibia; Anura; Pelobatidae.
GCAACAUGCUCAUGGGGGCACAGAAUCACCACCUACUGCACCAGGCUGUGAGGGAAGAGAUCGUCAGCAUUCACAAGGCAGAAGCCCUUUCAGGACCAUGGACAGUACAACUAUCCUCUUCAAGGUCCUCUGUGCCAGCCUGCUCAUUACCUGUCUGUGCCAAGGACAGCCAUCCAGGGAAGUGUCCUCAGAAGAUUUUGAUGUUAAAAAAUCCCCCUCUUCCUCUGAGAAAGAGCUGGUAGAGGCAAUGGAAGAACUUUUAGGAAAAUUCCAGGACAGAUAUCCUUUAUAUCAGAAGAGAGCUCAGAUUCCCCUGUGUGACAUUGGUGAAAGAUGUGCCGUGAAGCAAGGACCUAGAAUUGGCAAGCUGUGUGACUGCUCUCGCGGAGCAUCCUGUAACUCCUUCCUUUUGAAGUGUAUUUGAAGAAAACCAUAAUUUUCUGCUUCCAGAGCCCACACACCAUUUAGUAUCUGUCAUUAAGAGAUCUGCAGUCCCAGUGCUUGCCUAUAUGAAAGUCCUCUUUACUUUGAAAUAUGCCCACGUCACGUCUGUCCUACAGAGAUUUGUUAGGGAAGCUGUACACAAACAACUAAGAUAAAGACAUCUCCCUGAUUUAUUUAUUUUUUUGCAUUAUUUUAUUGAGUUUCAAAAAUAAAUGUUUUACUGCAAUUCCUA